AUGGGUGCCGAAAAGAAGAAGAACUCCAAUGACAACGAGAAGAAGAAGGGUGGUAGUGGCAAGGGCAAGGGCAAAGGCAAGGGCACCAAGGCCCCCCCUGGACCCCUCAACGCCGCUGAUUUGGACCUGUUGAGGCGGGUGAUCGCCUCAACCGCGAAUGAUCCUGCGGCAUCGACCAUUUCGGUCGACUAUCUGGAGCUCCAGAAGUCGUACCCAAAGCACAAUGUGCGGGCGUUGCAGCAAAAGGUCUGCCGCCUGGGUGAAAAGACAAAGGCCAUGGGCACCAAGAUUCGGGGUGUUGGCCGCGGCAAGGCCAAGGCCCAGGGCAAGGCCAAGGGCAAGGCCGCCCAGAAAGAGGUGGAGGAAGAGGAGGAGGACGACGACGACGACAACAACGAUGAAGAGGAAGAGGAAGAGGACGAGGAUGAUGGAGCGGGUUGCCCCAAGCAGCCCAAGGACGAUGACGACGAUGGAGGCCCAAUGGGCAAGAAGGGUGGUGGUGGUGGUGGCGGCCGUGGCCCUGGUGCCGUUGGCAUGCCUGUGGUGGUGGCCACAGCAUGA
Messenger RNA from Exophiala spinifera, 561 nucleotides. RefSeq lists its product as uncharacterized. The coding region runs from base 1 to 561 and encodes 186 amino acids. The record is from RefSeq and is a predicted model, not a curated record. The transcript is spliced from 2 exons. NCBI's taxonomy places the organism in Eukaryota, Fungi, Ascomycota, Eurotiomycetes, Chaetothyriales, Herpotrichiellaceae.